Molecule: messenger RNA, 17895 nt
Organism: Calliphora vicina (urban bluebottle blowfly)
Lineage: Eukaryota; Metazoa; Arthropoda; Insecta; Diptera; Calliphoridae
Gene: nocte
Product: no circadian temperature entrainment
Exons: 7
Coding region: 1523-9250 (2575 amino acids)
Biological process (GO): cell differentiation
Source: RefSeq, a predicted model, not a curated record
UUAAAGGAGCACCGCUAUAUUAACUUAACGAAUCAUGGGUAGUAACGAGUAGAAAACAAAAAGCUGAAAGAUAUUGACGAAUGGGCAAACGAAAUUUACCGACAACUAACGAAUGUUUUUCAGUGAUAUUUUACAAAACCGAAAAAAAGGCGAGUGUGUGCAGCAGCAAAAAAUUGUGUUGGUGAAUUUUAUACAAAAUAACGCUGAAAAUAAAUAAUUAAAAUUAUAAAUUAUUAAAAAAUCCUUUAAAAUAAACGUGUUUCUAAAGCUGUUCGUAACGUGUGAGUGUGUGGAAUAAGAAAUAAACGCAGAAAAAGUGUUUGAAAAAAAGAGUCAAAUUGUGAAUGUUGCAAACAAUAUAUUUUUUGCGCAAGAAGAAAAAAUUUAAUCGUUAUAACAAGAAAAUUAGUAUAAAAAGUUAAAUUGAAUAGAAUUUCGGAUAACCAAAAAAUUAAGAUUAACAUUAACAAAUCGUUGAAAAAACAUUUACUUUAUAUUUUUUGUGUAUUUUUUUGAACAAUAUAAAAACUGCAUCAAAAACAUUUUCAUUGUUGAGAAAAAAAUUUCGUUUUACCAAAAAAAAAAAGAAAAAAACCGUAUUCGUUGUUUUUACAACGAGAAAGUGAAAAACUAACAAAAAGCAGUAAAAAAAAAGUAGCAAAUAAAAAGAAACGCAUCCCUUGGAGCCGCAACCCAUUCACAAAGUGAAUAAACAAUCGCCCAAAUAUACAAAAGAAAAUUAGUUUGUUGUAAUAAAACUAACAAAACAGGGUGACUUAAAAGGGAUAAACAGAAGACUGAGGUUUAGUUAAUAAACUUACAUUAAAAAAAGGAUUAACAAAAAAACUCCUAUAAAACAAAUCAAACUAUUAUUAUUUACCUAAAUAAACUUAUAACACAAUUCAAAAGUCGUCAUUUCUAAGUUUUUUUUUUUAAAGGACUAAAAAACGAGAAAAUAAAAACACUUUCAACACUUCUCUAAGAAUUCAGAAGAAAAGAAAAAAAACAAGAAGUAAAACAACCAACAAAAAACCUGCCAAACAUUAAAUUCAUUCAAAAAAUUACGUUCUUUUGUUUUCCCUCACACACACAAACAAAACAAAAAAAGCUAACUAAACAAAAACAAAAAAUAAAUAAGAUUUUUAUUUAUUAUUAUUUAAAAAUCCAAUACAAUUUUUUAUUUGCAACAUAAGCAAUUAAUAAACAAUUGCAUAAAUAAAACAAAAGUUUAAGAAGAGAUAAACACCAAAAAAAAUAAAAAAAACAAUAAGACAACAGCUAUAUAAUAGUAAUAAAACAAAACUAUACUUAUUGUUUGCCACAACAAAACACAACAGACGUCUCCUUUGAAUUUAAACAAAUAGAAAACCAACAACAGUAAAACAACUAAAAAAAAAAAAAAAGUAGCAGCAGCAAUAGUAGCAGAAGCGCAGCCAGCAGUAGCCACAAAAAAAGAUCCGAAGAGUGAGAGGUGCUUGGUGCACGAGGGGCAAGUUAACGCUAAUGAGGAUCUAUUGGCAGCAUGAGUACACUGGGGGGAAGUAGGGGAGAGCGAAAUGCCAAGCCCAAGUUCUCAGCACUCGAUAUAAAUCGAAUGUACAAAAAUAGUCGUGGUGAAACGACAGAACCUUCAGCACAAAAAAAUCAAGUGCCACGUAAACAUGGAAUGCAAAGUUUGGGCAAAGUGCCGUCCGCUCGGCGACCACCAGCUAAUUUACCAUCCUUAAAAGCUGAAACAACUAGUUCGCCAAUAAUUGCUAAUAAUAAUAUAACUGGUCAAGAAGGAGGCGUACAAACACCUACGUCUGGUAACAAUCCAUUGAAGAGUACCAACGUAACUAAUAACAUCAACAGCAUCAGCAUCAGCAGCAGUAACACUAAUAACAGUAAUAGUUCUGCAAACAACAUCAACAGUAGUAGCAGCAGCGGCACCAGCAGUCAUAAACAAUACAACAGUAACAGUAAUAAUAUUAGCAGCAGCAGCAACAACAACAACAGCAGUAGUAAUAGUAAUAGCAACAGCACUGUCAUUGGAGUUGGUAGCAAAUUAAUAAAUAAUUCUGCAUCCGUUGGUGGUAAAAACAGCGGUAGUAAUCAAUCUCAUCACCACCACAAUCAACAGAAACCCAUAACAUGGUCUGCUGUAACAACAGGAAACGACAACCAACGCGGUGGCAAGAAUACAGCAAAUGUACCACCACUCUAUCAGAGUCCACAAUUUCAACACGAGUUUCCAACCUUAGAUGGCACAGUUGGUGGCGUCGGAAGCGGUGGCAAUGCGAAUGCAGCAAAUCGCCGAAGUGUCGGCGGAGAGCGCGAAAGGGGGGACAACAGAGACAGAGAUCAAAUGCACCAUCAUCAUCAUCAACAGCAGCAGCAGCAAUAUCAUCACUCGAAUUCGAAUCAUCAUCAAAAUUAUCAUCAUCAACGUGGUGGUGGAGAUUAUCAUCAUGGUGGUGGCGGCGGUGGCGGUCGACAUCAGCAUCAUCAACAACAACAACGCAACGAUGCACACAACAACUACAGAGAUGGCAACGACGGAAACGGCGGCGAUCAAAAUCGCGACAUGAACGAAGUAAGCUUAAGACCCCAAACAGAUGCUGCAGCUUGGUUGCAACAGCAGGAAAAGAACGCCAAGGGUGUUGCAGCCGACAACCAGACGAACCAUCAGGGCCAGGGCCCCCAACAGGGUGCGGCUAAUAAUUCUGGCGCUGCAGUACCGCUACCGAUCUUGGCCUUGAUGCCACCAUUUAUGCAGCGCGGUGUACCGCUACCACCCGGCAGUGGUGGUGGAGGCAAUGGUACAUCUUCCAACACAGAUGGUUCGAAUAUGGGACGCUCCCAGACACCACCCAACUAUCAAAACGGCAUAACUAAAGAUUCGUCUUCAUCGUCGUUGAAUAUACGGCCACAACCUCGCGGAAAUAUACAAGACUAUCGUUCGAACUCUUCAAAUUCUUCGUCUGCCGUCAGCAGUUUCCGCCAGGCCACAUCACUACCCAAACGUCCUCCUCUACUUAAUACUCCUCCACUACCCAGCAAUGGCGGCGGUGGCGGUGGCAACAAUGCUCACCGCAAAGAUAAGGAUUAUAUAAUUGAACCGGAAGUUGCUCAGAUGCAGAGGCCCAUCAUACGCGAAGAAGAUUUGGAACGCCUAAAUGCUAUUGCUAACGACGACAGUUGGACAAAACAGGAUGAAAUUGAUUAUACCAAGAAAUUGACAUUCUCAGAUGAUGAAUCGCCUGAGGAUACCCCAACCCAGGAACGAGAGAGACCAGUAUUCAAUAAAACCAACAGUGGUAAUCUCAAUGAUCAACGUAAGAAUUCAAAUGCCAGCGGUACAUCUUCCAUCACGGGUGGUGGAGGAGGUGUUGGUGCCGGUUCUGGCAAUUGGCAAAGAAAGGAACGUGACAGCUCGGAAAGGGAAAAAUCAAUUAGUGGUGGAGAUCACAUAGAAGACACACGUCAUCAAAACGGCCAUCGUCCAGCAGGUGGUACCGGCAGCGUAACUCUGGAUGCUAGUGUAUACGAAAGAGUCAAGCAACGCAAGGAGGAGGAAGAACGUAGAGAAAUGGAAAGAAAACUGGCAGCUGCAAGAAAGAAACAAGAAUUAGAAAUGAAAAUGAACAGCAAAAAGCCCUCGGGUGAUGGUUAUGGCUACGAACAGUCGCAACAACAGCAGCCGCAGCAACAAGGACAAUUGAAUUCGUCUAGCAGCGGUUCAAUUGGCGACGACAGCCAACAAUCACGCAGAAGCGGUGGCGGUUAUGAACGUUCGGGCAAUUCGGAUAGGGGAAGUACUGGUAGCCGUAGUGGUGGCUACGAUUCCAGGGACAUGAGAGGAUCUGGAGAUUUUGUUAGAGGAGGUGGAAAUGUUAGUGGUGGAGGUGGUAUAUCAACAAAUGCCGCCAAUAACAAUUCCGCUGCAGGUGCCAAAGCACAACAAGGCUCUAAGGUAGUAUUUUCAGCCCACUUUCAGUCGAAUUUACCACCACGAUUUCGCCAACAGCAGCAAAUGCAAUCUACAACUUCCACUAGCGGUGGGGUAGGGGGAGGUAAUGGCUCCGGUAUUAGUGGCAAUAAUAACUCGCAAACCGGAAGAUCAAUUUCAAAUACAAACAGCAUGGGUAAUGAUAAGUCGUCAUCUGCAACCUCCAAUUACGAUAACUCAUCUCGCUACAUACAAAAAGGAUCCGGAAAUCAACGCAUGGGUGGUAAUGGAGGACGUGGAGGAGAAUACCGUGAUAACUAUACACGUAGCGGUGGUUAUCGUUCACGCAAUGACAGCGACAGAGACGAUGAUCGUUAUCAUGGUGGUGGUCGCGGUGGAAACCGAAGCGGUGAUGAUUAUGGUCGCGGCAUGGGUCCCAACCAGUUGUCUCGCAGUAUUUCCGAUACUUCCCAGCGUAAGACUAGUGUGUCAUCAAAUGAUGAUUCCGUAAAACAUGGUUUUACAGGAGACUCUAGUAAUUUCGGCAGUGGCCUGGUAUCAUCUUGGGCUGAAGAAACCGAUGCUGAACUAAAGAGACAACGCGAUGAAAGCUUUUCAUCCUCGCAUAGCCACGAAUCUAUACCCAUCAAGAUAUUACAAAGGCCUCAUACUCAAAAGAGUGUCUCUGAAGAGGAAACCUCGCCACCUCAGCAAAAGCAGCAGCUGCAGCAACAGCAACAACAUCAUAUGCAGCAGCAACAGCAUCAUAAACAACACCGCAUGAGCGAAAGCAGUGAUCAUCAGUCUGCAAACACUUUUGCACCCACACAGAUUCUAAGACGUUCCGAGUCGAACGAUCAAAAUAAACCGAUUACUGCGGCUACAACCAGUCCUACGGAACAACAGCAACAACAAUCAGUAAAACAACAGGUCGAUGAAAAUAAAGAGGAAAUACAUAAAAAUGAAAAUGAUAUGGUGGUGGUCACCAAGCGUACAGAAAAUGAAACGAGCACACGCAAAGAACUGUCACCCAAUGUGGGAGAUUCUGAUAGUGGUAAACCACAGCAACAUGAACUAGAUCAACGAGCUCCCCAGCCGCAGAGAGAAAAACGGCCCAGUCCUAGAAGCGGUGGAGGUGGUGGACGGGAUUCUACUGGCAGUGGUCGUGGAAAUGAUAGAGAUCGUGUUUCUCAUUCUCGUAGUUUUGGAGCCAGCGGUAGCUCGUAUCGCGGAGGAAGAGGAGAUGGCGGUGGCUGGAACCAACGUGGCGGAAAUUCGAGAGGAGGUCGUUACCAAAAUUCGGGCAACAAUCAAGAUAUGCAUUAUUCGGAUCAUGACAAUGACGAUAAUGAUGAUGAUCAUCAAUAUUCGAGUGGCCGACGAUCUGAACGCAGUCCCAAAGUACCACGUAAAGAGGGUGGUCGAGGCCAGGGAGGACGUAGCAAUGCAGGUUCUUCGGAUGAAAGGGGAUUUGCUCCGCGUGGCGAACCCUCACGUCGUGGUCGUGGUGGUGGCGGCAACGUUGGUGACAGAGGCAUGAAUUCAUCUUCUUAUAGGACACGAUAUGUACAGAAUUAUGAUGAUCAUAAAGAUAUGAAACGCACUUCAGAAUCAUCCGAAAAUAAUAAUGCCGAAGUAGAUAAAACAAAACAGAAUCAAAUGGCCUUAAGUGCAGGUCUCUCUAAAGUCAAAGACAAAGAAGGUGAACAACGUUCGUCACAGUCGGUAGCCGGAGGUAAACAACAAUCACCACCGCAGCCGCAGCAACAACAGCAGCAGCAAAUGAAAAAAUCGAAUGAGCCUGAAAAGAAGACCUCUACCACAACGCCACCCAAACAACAAUUUGGUAGUGGCCAACAACAACAACAGGCGCGCAAGGAAAGUAUUUCAAGUACGAAAAACGAUGAUGAGCGCAGCACCACCUCAAACACGAGCAAUGUCAACCAAGAACGUGAAAAGAAAUCCGCUUCUAAGGAAAAAGACAUUCCCAGUUCGGUGGCUGCACCCUCCAGAAGCACAAAUAUAACGGGUUCAACAACUAGUGCUACGGCGGCGGGAACUCAAGCUAAAAAACAAGAUUUACCAAUGACAACACUGCCAAAUGCUGUUACCCAAGGUACGACCAUAACAGUAAAACCGAUUCAGCAACAGCAGGUGAUGCAACAACAACCGCAGCAACCACAAACGAUAACCAAGCCUCCUCCAGGUCUUGGAGGCACCAUUAUCAAAUCAGCUGUCUCAACGUCUAGUAUUUCCUCAACUAUGCAGCAAAAAUCAGCCCAAGAUCUACAGAAAAGUAAAUCAGACACAAAUGCCGCCAACAAUAUGGCCGUGCAAAAACUCGAAAAUGACAAAGCAAAAUUGUCAGCGGUCAGUUCCAUUAGUGUAGACAGCAAAUCCAGCUCAGGAGGUCUACUCAUUGAUGGUACGCCCGUAAAUACCAUAAUAUUCGAAAAUACAAAUUACAAACAACAGGCACAAGCUGCGCAAAUGAAACGUUCCUCUGAAUCCCUGGUGGGAUCAUCGGUGGUAGUUUCAAAUGUUUCGGGUGUAAAUGUCUCCGUACCGGGAGUUGACACACUCACCAAUGCGCUCUCUCAAAUGACAUUUGGUACUAAUACAAAACAACCGGUAGACAGUAUUGCGCAACAGUCUGCAGUGGUCGGAGCCGGUGUAUCGGCUAAUGAUUACGAUAAGGAAAUGAAGCUUGGCUUUUCAUUUGGCGAUGCUACCGAGUCAUACACCACGGCCACUAAGGGCAUGACACAACAACAGAAUGACAAUGAACAGAAACAAACGAAUCAAACACAACAUCAGCAACAACAGCAGCAGCAGCAACAAGCUCAAGCUGCCUUACAACAACAACAGCAACAAACUCCACAGCAUCAGCAGCAACAAUCCCAACAGGCUCAAAAUAUUAUUUCGGCAGCAGAUUUAAACAUGAAAAUUGCCAGCGUAAAGAAGGUAUGGGAAAAUGUUCAACCCACACUGACCAGCGAAGCUGCCACUACAGUAUUGCAACAACAACAGCAACUACAUCACCAGCAGCAGCAGCAACAACAUCAACAACAACAACAGCAGCAGCAGCAUCAACAGCAACAACAAAUGGAAGCGGUCGACACAAGUGGACAUAUGACUGCCGCUUCUUUUGUGGCCGCAGUUGCGGCCUCUCAACAACAGCAGCAACAACAUUUGCCACACUAUGCUGUGACCGCUGUGCACAUGCAGCAUCAUUCGUUAUCUUCGCCCGGCACCGUGCCCUCUGCCUUUGGUGGGCAUGCCUCAGCAUUCGAUGCUGCUCAACUCGAGCAGCAAUUCAGUCAAACUGCAGCUGGUAUUGUGGUUGGCGCCAACGAUGACAAUUCCGUGGUGGGCUAUCCCAGCCCUCAACAACAGCAACAGAAUGUGCAGCAGCAGCAACAGCAGGCGCUUAAACACCCCUCGGAUGUUGUGAAACAGCAACAACAGCAGCAGCAGCAACAACAGCAAGUGUCGGCUGCGGCCAAACAGAUGCAACAACAUCAUGCGUCCGCAAUGGGCAUGUCGCCACCACCAAACCUGCAACAGCAGCAGCAACAUCAGCAACAGCAACAACAGCAGCAAUCGGCUGCCCAACAACAAAUGCAUGCAACACAAGCCUUCUAUCAAGCUUCACCACAGUUCACGGGCAUACCCACAAUACCCAGUCCACCGGCUGUAGUCUUCAAUUCAUCGCAAAUGCCACCGCCACCCUCACAAGGUGGUCUCUACGCACCAUUCCAUUCACUUGAUCAUUCAAGUCGCUCACAAUUUUCGGCAGCUGCUGCAGCUCAUAGUUUUCCGGGACAUUUUGGUGCGGCUGCUGCAGCGGGAGGACCCUUUAAUGCUUAUCCUAUGCAAACACCACCGAAUAUGGCUACAGCACCCACACCAGAAAUGUAUUCUAACCUCACUUCACAAUUCCGCAUGGGUGGGGGUCCCUCACCGUUCGGCAACCCCAACUCCCAACAACUAAACAAUCCCAAUGCAGCGGCCGUGGCCAUUAUCUCUUCAAAUUCCAAUUCGUUAAUGUCGACCGUGGGCUCUGUCAAACCGCCACCCACAUCCCAACAAUUAGGCACCAUAGGUUCUAAGGGAGCCGGAGGCGGCGGUCCCUUUGCAGCCGCUCAACAAUACAUGAACUUGUAUGCAGCCGGUCCACCACCACAACAUCCACAGGGUGGUCCACCCGGACCACCGCCGGGAGCCCAUCAAUUGCAAUCGAAUAGCUAUUAUUCAAAUUCUGCUGGCGGACCUAGUGGACCCACUGCAUUCUAUGGCGGCCCACCGCCACAAGGCGCCGGAGCUGGUGCUCAAAAUUAUAGUUUAGCAGCAGCAGCUGCUGCUGCUAGCCUAUAUGGAGGACAUGCUGGUCAUCAAGGUGGCCCACCCGGUUCGAAUGGACCACCUGGUCCUCCUCAAGGUCCCCCCGGUCCCCAAUCUCAACACUCAAUGGGCAACUUUAAUACACAGUUCAUGAACUCACAACUACUAACGGCGGCGGCUAUAAAUCAAUUUCGUGGCGGACCAACGCCGCAACAACAGGCAGCAGCUGCGGCAUACAUGAAGUCGAGUCAACAACAAACGCAUCUACAAGAUUCGAUGGGCCGUCAAUUGAAGAGUCCUUUGGGAGCUGAUGUCAGUUUAAAUUUGGUUAAGCAAGCUCAAUCACAACCAAGUCCACCACACCAUAAAACUUAUGGAAGUUGGGAUCAAGUAAUGCAACAGCAGGCGGCUGCUCAGCAACAACAGCAGCAACAGCAAUCUCAACAGGCCGUCCAACAGAGAAUGGCCGGUGGUCCGGGUGGUAAUAAUCAAAAUAUGAAUCCUAAUAGUCGUGGGGGAGGUGGUGCUGGUGGUCCACCAGGAUCGCAGGGAUCACAAGGACGUUAUCCGACGCCCAUACAGAGGCCCACAAAUUAUCCACAGCAUCCACAGGGACCACAAGUGCAGCAACAACAACAGCAGCAGCAACAACAAGUACAACAGCAGCAACAACAACAGCAGCAGCAGCAACAACAAGCUCAAAGAGGCCAACAGCCUCAAAAUCUACGCCAAGGUGGCGGCGGAGGCGGUGGCAAUGGUAACGGCGGACCGCAAGGUGGCCCUGGUGGUCCCCAAGGCGGUGGCCAAGUAGGUGCUCCUGGUAAUGGAGGAGGCCCUGGUGGUCCCGGUGGUAAUAAUCAAGGUGGCGGCAAUAAUAAUCCACAAUCUGCUAAUCAACAGCAACAACAAAUGAAUAAACCCUAUUAUGCGAACAAUGCGGCCAGUGCUGGUCCAAAUCGAGCUAAUCACAAUUAAAUUUCAAAAAUACUGGCAAAAUUAUCUAAAAAAUAAAACAAGCAAAAUAAUGAAAAAACGAAACAUUAAAAAAGUAAGUUAAUUGCUUUUGGUUUUAGUGAAAAAAAUUACAAAAAAAAAUAAAAUAAAAUAAAAUUUGCGAAUUAAUAGAAAAUUAUUAUUACAUUAAACAAAACUUAAAUAAUUUUUCUAUUACAUAAUAACAAUUAAACAAUUUUCUUUAUAUAUUUAAAUAUAAAACAAAACAUUUAAGUAAAAUAAAACAACAAAAAAAAUGAAAGUAAUUGAAAAAUUAUUAACCAAAAAAUGAAAAAUUUAUAAAAAAAAUGGACUUUCUCCCAGCAUAAAAAAAAACUUUAAAAAAUGAACACACACUCACACACGUUUGUAAACCGGCGAACAGGAUAGAAACACUUAUUUAAACAAAAUAUAAAAAAAUAAAAAAUAUAUUAAAAGGAUUUAUAACUAAAAAAUAAAAAUAAAUGAAACAAUUUCUUUAAAAAGAAACAAAAUAAAAAUAUUUUAUAUUUUAAUUUAAAAAUUAAAAUAUAAAAUAAACACAGAAGUGAAUUAAAACAAAAACGCAUAGCAAAAUGUUUUUACUUCUUGUAUCUCUACGAAACUCUACACAACAACAAUGUUUAUAAUUAAAACAAAAAAAACAAACAAAAAAUUCAUUACAAAAAAUUAUUUAAUUUUUUUUUCUUUUAUAUUAAUUUAAUUUUUAUUAUUAUUAUCAUAAAAAACCUUUAUAUUAUUAUAAAAAACAUAACAUUUUAAUUAUGCAUAAUAUACAUACAUAUAUAUUUUUAAUUUUAGCAUACAAUUUCAUUUUUUUUUAAAUAGUUUAUAAAUUAUUAUAUGAAAACUUAUAUAAAAAGAAGAAAAGGAAUAAUAACGAGAAAAAAAACAAAUAUUUAUAAUUUUUUUAUUAUUUUUUAUUCCAAAAUAAAAAUAUUUCUAUUUUAAAUCAAUUAAACCAACCGGCAAUGACAAGAAAAUACAAGGACAUAAUUAUAGAUUAAUGGAAAGUGACAGCGAACAUUUUUUUUAAAACAAAUUUAUAGAAUUUGGAAAUAUAAGUGCUGGUUCAUACACAUCAAGUUUAAUUGAGCAAGUCUUGAGUUUAUAGAAUAGAGAGAGGAGAGGAGAUUGGAAAUAUUUCCUUCUUUAUUUAAACUCAAGACUUGCUCAAGUAAACAUAACUUGUGUGAACCAGUCCUAAGGGCCUUAUUUUUAUAAAUAAUUCCCCUUUAAAACAUGGUAAUAAGGUUUUCUCGUGUACAUGUCAACUUAUUUUAUGUUGGAAAUUGUUUUCCUGUAAAUUCUGACUAAAACCAGUUAGUCUGAUGUAUUUUGAUUUAAAAAUCCUGAAUAAUUCUUUCAGAGUAAUUUGUUUGAAAUACACUUGGUUUUUAAAAUAUUUUUGAAGGAUUUCUAUACAAACUAAACUUUAGCUUUCCAAGAGUAUGCUCACAGUGACGGCAGUGAGCAACCAUACAGACCUUCGGCACUGCAACCAACCACGUUGACCUUAAAAGUAUAUAUGUAUAUAAAUAAGGAGCGAACCUACUUUAAUGAAUGAAAGAGUAUUCUAUAUCUUAAUAGCAAAGCAGAUAUCGGAUGAAUCACGGCCGUCCCAAUAUCUUGACAAACUGAGUAAACUUUGGUCGCUCAUUCUUUUAAAAUUUCAUGUCCUCUUGUAGAAUUGUACUAAAGAUGACUUGUUCAUAAACACAGAUCACAGAUCAGAAACCACAGAAUGCACAUAAGCUCUCGCAUCUCAACAAGAUUGUUAUCCCGGCAAGGGAAAGAAAAUCGUUUAAUUUUGUAUUCUUAAUAUUUCGCAUUCGGAGUAGCGUUUUUACUCAAUCCGAGUAGCGUUUUCGUUUAUAAAACGAAUUCACAUAUUUUGGUGUUCCGUAAAUCGAAUCGUUUUACUUUCGAGUUGUUGUUGUAACAGCAUGAACAAUUUUACAAUAAUCAAUCUGGGGGGUUACUCCUUAAUUCGAUUCGAAAGGAAAUCUUUUCGAAUUACAAUGUAUUUAGCACACAUUUUCGAACAUUUUCGUAUUCGGAUUGAGUUACGCAGUAACCGCUCUGGAUGUUCUGCAUGUUGUUCAAGUCCAAGUAAUUGUGCUAGUUCAACAGGAUGAGUCCAUUAAUCCAUAGGACUGAGUAAAGUAGGGUUUGGCUGAACAGUUAAAUAUGUGGAGUGUGUCAUGAGGACCCUUACCACAUGCUGGGCAUAAGUUAAGGACGGCACGGUCUAUGCGGAACCAAAAGGCAUUCACCCCUAUCGUGAAUCAAUAUUUCACAUGAAAUAUGUUCCCUUUUCCUUUUUUCGUUCAUCAACUUUGUUCACGUGAAAAAAUUCCACAUUUUUAGAUGGAAAUUUGUAAACAAUAAACAGCUGUUACGAACAAAAUCAACUAUUGUGAAUGAAAAGUUCAUGGGGAAUUUCACGAUAGCAAUUUUCCCUUCGAGGGAAAUGAAUAUUUCAUGGGAACAAAAUUUCACAUGUUAUGGCCGAUAGGGGUGAAUAAGUCUGUUGCUCCAUUCUGAUCUAAGUUGUGCCAGAACGACUCUCUGGUGGUGGUGGUGGGCGACCUUCAAGUACGACAUUCCUACGGUAUCCUGCUAUCGCGGACUUGAUGGCGUCUCUGUGAAUGUCGCUCCAAGCUGUCAUAUACGAGCGGCGAUCAAAUGGAUCCUGCACAUACCUCUGUAUGCUUUCCUCGUAUUUCCGUAGGUCCUGUCUGUUAUGCCUCGGGGGAAACUCCAACUGUGUGAUGUUGAAGUUUUGAUGACAUCCCAGAAGGAACUGUUGCAACAACAACUUUACUUUCGAGUAAACAAACCUGUUUUAAUAUACAAUAUUGUGCGAUUUGCACAACAUCAAUCCCUCGUUUUGAAAUUCACCCGAAUGAUUUUCUUCUGAGUCAUAUUUCUUAUGAUUUUGUUAAAAAAAAAUCAGCAUCCAUAAGUUACUGGUUGUUCCCCACAAUCUAAAUUUUUGUUUGAUCCUAAUGGUCUUCAUUUCCAAAGUUAACAACAUCUUGUAGGUUAGGUUAACAGCCAGCUGUCUAAUCGAAACAAGAAAUAACAGCUCACUUGUCUCCAUUCUUGUAAGCAUAAAGAUAACCAUUUAGCAUCACGCUAUUGAUUGAUUUCUUUUGUUGGAACUAAUUUUAAAAGAACGGUUUCCAAACACUUUUUUUUAUAGCAAUUCAUUAUUUUGUCGUUAGAAGAUGCACGGCGAACAACUAAAAUCUGUUCUGGUCGCACUUCAGCAACAAUUGAGCUCUGUUGACGGAAACUGCGUCACUUCGCGGAGAUUAACUAAAAUCAUCUUAGGCUUCUCUUGAUUCACUACUGUGCAUAGCUAACGGAAACUGCGACACUGUCAAUAAUUUGAAAGAACAUGAUUACUUUUGGCUUCGCAGUGUUCAAGGGCUUCAUACGUCAUUGUUAAAAUCAAAAUAAAUCGAAUACAAAGAGUAAUAUUUUAAAUAUACAAAUGUAUAGAAACAACACCAAAUUUGAUAUCUAUAGGAACUAGCUAUUACGACAUUAAAACUCAGUCUUUUAAUUUAACAUUUACUUAUUGUACCUUUAAUAACAGUUUGAAAGAUCUUAUCUUUUUUUGAUUUUAUUUUAUUAAUUAUUAGUCCAACCACGGAAUGCUUUGUUUUGUUUUUAUAAUGCCUCGUAUUGAGGAAGAUCUUUCCUACAGAGAAUCCUAAGACCACCGUUCAAAGAGUAAUAUUAAGUCGUUCCUGAUACUUAAUCUAUUGUGUACCGCUAACAGAAACUGCGUUGUAAAAACUUCUGGCUUCGCUGUGUUCAAGGGCUUCAUACGUCAUUUUUAACUACAAAAUAAAUCGAAUACAAAGAGUAUUAUCAAGUCGUUCUUGAUAAUUAAUUGAAUCAAGACGAACUUUAUAUAGUAACAAGAGCAAUUUAUGAAAAAUGAUCUGCAGCUCAAUAUACCAAGAUAUCAAGUUGUGUAUGAUUAUCUUAAUUUUUUUUUAAAAUAAAAUCUUAUGCAAUAACCUUCUUGAACUUUCAGGCAGGAUUUAAUUAAAUUUUUAAUUUGUCUCUUCAGCCAAAUCAUGAAUAAAAAAUUCCCGGGAUUUUUUUUUCCUUUUGCCAUUUGUAACACUGAUUUUGAAUAGGAAAAAUGGGAAAAGAUCUUAUCUUUUUUUGAUUUUAUUUUAUUAAUUAUUAGUCCAACCACGGAAUGUUUUGUUUUUAUAAUGCCUCGUAUUGAGGAAGAUCUUUCCUACAGAGAAUCCUAAGGCCACCGUUCAAAGAGUAAUAUUAAGUCGUUCCUGAUACUUAGUCUAUUUAAUUAAAAAGGCAAAAAACUCAGGCGGAUUUUAUAUACAAGAUUGGGCUGAUUGACAAAAACCCUUGCACAUUAAACAGAUUCAUUUCAGUUGAAUUACAGAGUUACAAUUUUACUGUCGUUUACAACGGUCUCUUACAGGAGGCAAAGGCUUGCAAAACUCUCCACUGCAUAUAUAAUUUAAAUUUGUGUUUGGUACGAAUAUUAUACUUUACGUUCGUACUUUCGUAAAUGCAGUAAAUUUGCGCAUCACUAAUUUAGUGAUCUGAUGUAAAGCAAUGACACCAAAUAGGUUUCUGUUUUAAUGCAUUUACAAACGUACCCGUUUAAAGAUUGGAAUUGUUUAAGAAUUUUGUUAAGAUUUCCUUUUCAUAAAAAGAAACCAAAAACUGAAAAUAUUGCUCCAUAUAAAAAAAUUAUUCAUCUUACUAUUGUUUUGUUAGAAAUUUUCAAUACAAACAUAAACAAAAUAAACUUUUGUAGUCGUGAAAACUAUUAUGUUUCCUAGUUGUUUAAAUUUUCCAAAAAAAAAGUGUAGUCACUUGAUUAAAAAUUAUCUAUAAUUCCCGGACAUUCUAAAUAAAAAACAGUUUAAAUACUAAACUUAUAAUUUAAUAAAAUUGUGAAAAAUUAGUUUUGUUUUAAUACUAAAUGCUAUUGCAAAGAAAGUUAUUCUAAUUCAAAUGAUUUUCGUAUAAAGUAAAUUAAAUCUAGAUAAGAGAUACAGGUAUCUAUAGAUUUCUAUUACAGAAAUUUGAAGAUACUUGUAGAUUUCAUGGCCAGAUAAACAUUUCACCUGCCUGCUAUCUUUUUUAUCUGUGCCUCAAUAUAAAUAUGUGAAAUUUUUCUCUAAAUCAAGAAUUCAUAUAAAUUCAAACAUUUCCUAACUGAGUUAUGUAGUAUCCCCCUGAUAGAACGCCCAGACUUUCUUAGAAAUUGGGUGGUUAUAUUAUCUCUCUUGGGGGUUACUCCCUAAUUAUCACAAAGGGAACGAUUUUGAACCCAAGUGAGCUGUACGAGACGAAGGUUUUGAACGGCUGCCUGAAUACCAUACUCCCUAAUUCGAUUCAAAAGGAAAUCGUAUUUAGCCCACAAUUUCGAACAUUUUCGUAUUGAGUUACUUAGUAAUCGCCCUUGUCUUUACAAUCCUAUUUGAACAUUUCACGUUCCUGAUGGCUUUUUUACCUUGUUUAAUAACUCGAUUCGAGAAUGUUUUCGAAUUAAAAUGUAUAAUUCAUGCAAAUUCGAACAUGAACAUGAAUUUGAAAAUGACUUUCUAAUAGAUUUACUCAAAUAUCAACAAAUAUCAAAAUGUCUUCAUAAAUAAGCCUGGGGCCGAAUUACCGCACUCGUGAUCGAAUGAACUAUCGUAUCGAAAAAUGAUUUCGAUAUCGUAAUUAUAACAAAAUGUACUAAAUUUCAUGCUCGAUAUCGAAUACCGUAAUCUCAAAUCAGAAAAUUACUAUCGAAUGCGGUAAUUCGGCCCCUGCUUUUUUCCAAUUGAUGCAGAACUUUUUGGAAUUAAAAUGUUUAAUUCAUACAAAAUUCGAAGAUUUUCGAAUCGCCUAACUUUAUCCAAAUAUAUGGACUAAAUAUCAGUUUCUUAAUUGUAUUAAAAUGUCGUAGCACGGACAUUUCGUACUACAACCUGUUGAUUUUGUCUUGUGACAUUUGAGAAUAUUAAGAGGGGACCCAUCAGGGUAAUGCCCUGGUACAUAAAUCGAUACAAAAAUGUUCGUAUUUGUAAAAAGAGGAAGAUAACAUUUUGGAAUUAAAAUGUUUAAUUCAUACAAAAUUCGAAGAUUUUGGAAUCGUAUUAGAUUGCCUAACUUUACAAUAUAUUUAACUAAAUAUCAGUUUCUUAAUGGUAUUUAAAUGUUGUAGCACGGACAUUUCGUACUACAACCUGUUGAUUUUGUUGAUUUUUGAUCCACUAUUGUGCAUAGCUAACGGAAACUGCGACACUGUCAAUAAUUUGAAAGAACGUGAUUAAAAUCAAAAUAAAUCGAAUACAAAGAGUAAUAUCUUAAAUAUACAAAUGUAUAGAAACAACACCAAAUAUGACAUCUAUAAGAACUAGCUAUUACGACAUUAAAACUCAGUCUUUUAAUUUAACAUUUGCUUAUUGUACCUUUAAUAACAGUUUGAAAGAUCUUAUCUUUUUUUGAUUUUAUUUUUAUUAAUUAUUAGUCCAACCACGGAAUGUUUUGCUUUGUUUUUAUAAUGCCUCGUAUUGAGGAAGAUCUUUCCUACAGAGAAUCCUAAGACCACCGUUCAAAGAGUAAUAUUAUGUCGUUCCUGAUACUUAAUCUAUUGUGUACCGCUAACAGAAACUGCGUUGCAAAAACUUCUGGCUUCGCUGUGUUCAAGGGCUUCAUAUGUUAUUUUUAAAUUCAAAAUAAAUCGAAUACAAAGAGUAUUAUCAAGUCGUUCUUGAUACUUAAUCGAAUCAAUCGAAUGUUGAUUUUGUCUUGUGACAUUUAAGAAUGUUAAGAGGGGACCCAUCAGGAUAACACCCUGAUUCACAAAACGAUAGCAGGACAAUAAAUUUCUAAAAAUUACUCAUUUCCAAAACUUUUAUACUUCCAAAGCUUUUCUUUUUUCAAAACACGUUCGUUUUUGAUUUACUUAAAUGAAUUUAUCAGUUUCUAAAUUCUUUUAGAAGACUAUUUUUCAAUACAAGUAUUAAAACUAAACAAUUUUUCUAAUUUUUUAUUAAAUUCUCUAUAAAACUGUUUAAUAAAAUUACAGCUUUUUAAUGUAAAACAUUAAAAAGAAACCUAAAAAUCAGCCUGGACUUAUAAAAAUAUGAAAAUUUAUUUUCAAUAAAACAAACAAUGAAUAAAUGAGGUUCUGAAAAUAUAAAAUUAAAUAAACAAAAAAACAAAAUCCCUAAACAUAUUUAAAAAUGAAAAAAAGCGUUAUAAACAAAUAAAGCAUUAAAUUAAAAGCCAGCUUAUCACUGAUAUUUAAACAUUAAAUCAUUGACAAAAAAAAGAAGGAAAUUAUUCGAAAAAAAUUACUGCUAACAGAAAAAUAAUAUUAAAACACACACAAAAAAUAAAUAACUGAAAUAAUUCAAUGUUUUAUAAAAAAAAAUUCUUAGAUGUUUCUUAAAAUUAAAAACCUAAAUAAAAACACAUUAUAUAAAACAUAUUCAUUAAAUAAAAGCAAAAAAAAAAAACUAAAAGAAAACGAAUGAAAAAUUUAAAGUCUUUGAGACAAAAAACUUCAUUAUAAACAAAAGUACAGUAAAUGGUAAUAAAAAACUUGCUACUAAAAUUCUGGAAAUUUAUAAACAAUUUUUGAAUAUUUUUAAGAAUUUUAUUUCACUAACUUUCAAAGUGCUUGUUAUUUAUUGUUGUUUACUGUAGUUUAAAAUAAUAUUAGAGGGAAAUUUUACAUGCCCAAUGACUUUUUCAACUGAACGCUAUAAAAAACUUGAAGACAGGACAUAGUCUGUGUUAAUUUUCAGUACUUUUGACAACUUGCUGACUUUACCACAAAUUCAAAAUCAGUUUUCCGAAUUUUUAUCUCAGCUUAGUUGUAACAGUCAUUAGGCAGCUGAAAUUUCCCUCUAAAUAAAUUAAACAAAACUCAUUUGAAAAGCAAAUUAAAUUAUUAUUUUAUUUUUUUGUUCCCACAAUUUAUUUAAUUAAUUUUUUUUUAAUUUAUUCAUUUUUUUUACAUAAAUUAUAUAUAAAACCAACAAAAACAAAAUCCAUAUAUAUUUUAACAAACAAAUUGUAUGUAUAUCAAAAAAUCAUUUAAACAAUUUUACAUUCAUAUAUUUAAAUAAAAAAAAUACAUAAUUUUUUUUUAAUUUUUUAGCUGCUGCAAUAUUCUCUAUAUAUAAAUAUUAAAAAAAUGCUAUAAUAGUAAAUGAAAACCAACAAAACAAAACAAAAUCAUUUUUAUAAUAAAAUAAUAAAUUUAUAAAAAAAAAAUCUUUUUAAUUUCCUUUGCAUAUUUAAAAAACCAAAAUAAGAAAAAUAAUUAAACAAAAAUCAAGUAAAAAAUGCAUUAAAACCAUAAACAAAAAUUUAUCCAUUAUAUAAACAUGAAAAUAAAACAAAUAAUUAAAAACAAAUAUAUAAUAAUUAUAUACCUAUUAUUAAAAUAAAACAAAAAUAAUAAUAACAACAACAACAAUAUUAUAUAAAACACAACAACAACAAAAUGGUAUAAGAAAUUAAUUUAAAAAAAGUAUGAGAAAAAAAUUACAAAAAAAAAAUGAAAACAAACUUACAUUCUACCCCAAGAAUAAAAAAAACAAGAAAAAGUAAAAAAAAAA